GCGUCGCGGUGGCAACGCGCGGGGCGGUUUCCGGAGGCGGUGGCCGAGGUGGGCGGGGCUAGACCGGAGGUGCAGGUGGGAGACAGCCACCUGGGAUCUUCACUCGGCCAACUGAUCAGCAGGAGCAGGGCCCGGUCUCAGAGUUCAGGGUGAAGGUCCUUUGGAAACUUCAGCGCCUGCAAGACUCUUUCACAGCUGGGGCUGGAAGCAACGGAACGAAAGGCGGACGGUCCUCUGUUGCUGGGGCGGACCUGGGCUCAAUUUGUCCGUCCUUGCAAGAUUCCCCCAGGGCUGGGAACUAGACGUGUAGCCCUCUCAGGUUCUCCGGCACCAUAGUGGUCGUCACUGGCCCAAGUUAGAGGCCGACUGAGAAAUCUUCGUGCCUCAGACUUGUUGAACUACAGAAUGCUUCGAUACCCAUAUUUUUGUAGAAUAUUUAGAGAAUAUUUUUCAUGCUGGUUGAAAUCUGGCAUACAUAAUUUAGGUGUUUGGCCAAAAAAAAUUCAUACUACAGCAGAAAGAUAUAAUGAAAAUGAAACCCAGGAGCAAACAGAUCUAACUGGAGAUCAGGAGUUACAGAGAUCUCAAGAUAUAGAUUCUGAAGCCAUGGCCAAAUUACAUAUUCCAGUAAUGGUGGAUGAAGUUGUUCAUUGCUUGGCACCAGAAAAAGGGCAGGUUUUUCUAGAUAUGACAUUUGGUUCAGGAGGCCACACAAGAGCCAUUCUUCAGAAGGAAUCAGAUAUUAUUCUGUAUGCCUUAGACAGAGACCCAACAGCUUAUGCCAUAGCUGAACAGCUUUCAGAAUUAUAUCCUAAGCAGAUCCGAGCUAUGCUAGGCCAGUUCAGCCAGGCAGAAGACUUAUUAAUGAAAGCCGGAGUGCAGCCAGGGACUUUGAAUGGAGUUCUUUUGGAUCUUGGGUGUUCUUCCAUGCAACUUGAUGCUCCUGAAAGAGGUUUUUCCCUUCGGAAGGAUGGCCCCUUGGACAUGAGGAUGGAUGGUGGCAGGUACCCAGACAUGCCCACCGCUGCUGAUGUUGUGAAUGCUUUAGAUCAGCAGGCACUUGCAUCCAUCCUAAGAGCAUACGGGGAGGAGAAGCAUGCCAAGAAAAUUGCUUCAGCAAUCGUUCAAGCACGUAGCAUAUACCCCAUCACAAGAACCCAGCAACUUGCCAGCAUUGUUGCAGGUGCAUUUCCUCCCUCUGCUAUUUAUGCACGAAAAGACUUGCUACAAAGAUCUACCCAUAUUGCUACCAAGACUUUCCAAGCUCUUCGAAUAUUCGUGAAUAAUGAGCUCAACGAACUCCACAUGGGACUGAAGACAGCUCAGAAGUUUCUGAAACCUGGUGGUCGUCUUGUUGCCCUUUCCUUCCAUUCAUUAGAGGAUCGCAUUGUCAAAAGGUUUUUGCUUGGGAUAAGCAUGACAGAAAAGUUUAACUUAAGUGUUAGACAGAAGGUAAUACAAACAUCCCAAUUGAGUUCAUAUCAUGCAAAUAAGGAAGGAAGCUCUGUAAGACCUCCUUUAAUGUGGGAAUUGAUACAUAAGAAAGUGCUUACUCCAGAAGAUUGGGAUGUACAAAAUAACCCCAGAGGUCGCUCAGCCAAGCUUAGAGCAGCUAUGAAAUUAUGAGAUCUGAUGUUCAAUUUUUCCCUCAGUUUCUUUAAUUUAUUUGUCUAUGUGAUGAAUAGGUUAAUACCUCCAGCUUAAAGCAUAGGACAGCCUUGAAAUUGAUAGUAUUUAGAAUUAUUUUCUUCUCAAAAGAAACUGUAGGAAGUUUUAACAUAACAUACAAAGCUUAACUCAGAGCAGCAGCAUCUUGGGGCUGGAAAAAAAUGUGUUUAUCUUGCAUUAUAUUUGACUUCUGAAAUUCAAUUCUUUCUCUGAGCAGGAAAUUUUUUAAAAAAAUAUUAUGUUUAUCUAAAUAUGUAAACUCCAACAUAAUAUCUAAAUUCUGAAUUUAGAUAUUAAAAUUUAUAACAGAUUUUUCUGUGGCUCAAAUAAUUAAUGAUAAUAUGGAAUGAAUUUUAACUUCCAUAUUGGUAAAUAAUUAAUUACUGUAGCUUUCUAAAAGUAGCCUUUUUAUAAGUUUUAAUUUUCAAAUAUUAUUUUAAAAUGGCAUUAUACUUAUGGAUUUCACUAUUGAAAUUUAUAGUUCAUUGCUUUAAAAGGAUUUUUUCAGAGUGAUAUGCGCUAAUUUUCAUAAAUUCCAAAAUAAAAGUGUAGAAUUUCCCUAACUGCCAUGAGAGAAGUGUUUCACAGAAUUUAUAUUUAAUAUCAAUUAUAUCUAUUUUAAUAACUCAGAAUUACUAUUAGUAAAUAAUACAAACUUGUUUGAAUUCUGCAUUUUUAUUGAACUAUUAAAAAGAAUUCAGUAGAGCUAUUUGAAAUAAGAAACUGUCUGAUUUAUUCAGUAUAUUAAAAUUAAUGCUCCCUUAAUGUUUCUACCUAGACAUAGAAACUAUAAUAAGGAUAAAAAGUUGUUUCAGGAAAAUUGCACUUGGUGGAGUAUUCUAUAACAAAUUGAUGAGAUUGAUUCAUAAUUCACAUGUCAUUUUUUAUUAGUAAGUAUGCACUUCUAAUUUAUUCAGUUAUUCAGCAAGUACUGAACUUGACAUUAGAGAAACAAAGGUAAGUACAAUACCUAUGAUCCAUAGUACCUGUCUGUGAAGCUUGUUGUCUAGUGGACAAGAAUGAUGUUAGUUAAAUAAUCACAAAAGUCAAUAUGAAAUGGACACAGUGAUAAAUGCUACACAGAAGCAUACGGUGUAAUUUAAAAGUAUCUGGUAGAGAUUCGACCUGUUGGAGGAAACCAGGUCUGAGAACGUGAUUGUGACCUGAAAGAUGAACAGGAGAUAAUUAAUCAAAGGGUAUAUGGAGUGGGGUGGGAGGAUGGUGUUUAAAGGUACAUAUAAAUGAGUAUUCUCUUAAGUAAUUCUUGAAAUCAUUAAUUUUCUCAGUAAACUAUUUCUUCAAAUACAGAAAACAUUCAUACUUUCCAGUAUGAUUACAAAUACUUAAUAGAAAAAUCCAAGUGAAUGAAAUAUCAACAUGACUAUAUUUACCUCAGACUCAUUUUAUUUACCUAUGUAAUAUUUAACUUUACUCCCCAAACUUGUUCACUGCUUUUAUUUUAUAGGCUUUAUUUAAAUCUAAACAAUCCUGCAAUGAAAUCAGGAUUAGAAAAAUAUCUGGGGAAUGUGCUCAAAAUAUAAACAAGAGAAUGCACUUAGGUUAAUCCCCUGAAUCCUACCUGAAGAAUUUUAUGUUUCUCUUCAUGUGUAAAAUAUAUUUGUGGAUGAAAAAGAUUUACAAUAGUAAAUUCCCAUAUGAGUAUCUGAUUAGAAAAUAAAAGACCACACUCUUAUAUUAAAAAUUGAUUCACCUAUUUCAUUAAUCAUUUUUACAUCCUGUAUAAUAUGGAGAAUUUUUUCAUUGAUGUCAAGUUAAAACUGAUUGCACUGGAUUGGAUAGUGUUGUCCUAAUAUUCAUCUGCUUCCUUAUUUGGAAAUACCAUCAUUUCAGAUAUGAGUAGUUAAGAUGAUGUCAUACUGGAGCAGGGAUGGCCUUUAAUCCAAUGUGACUUAUGUCCUUAUAAGAAGAUCAGAGAUACAAGUGAAUACGACCUGAAGGUGGAAGCAGAAAUUGGAGUGAUAAGUCUAUAAGCUAAGGUAUACUCAGUAUUGUUGGCAACCACUAGAAGAUAAGACAAAAGCAAGAAACAAAUUCUCCCUCUGAAUCUCCAGCAAGAACCUACCCUGCAGACAUCUUGGUUUGGGGGCUUCUAGCCUCUAAAACAGUUAAAAAAUACAUUUCUAUUGUUUUAAGCUACCCAGUUUCUGGUAAUAUGUUACAGCAAAACCUAGGAAACUAAUACUCUGACAGAUCAAAAUCUUGAGUAAUAUGAUGAGAAAAAUACUUCUUCAAUACACACCAAAUUGGUUUCAAAAUGUUUUAGUGCAAAAUAUAUUAAAUGUUUUGUUAUUAGGCUUUGUUGUAAAAUGCAUAAUAAAAUAUGUGAAUGAGUUUUAAAUGGUUAAUUAUGGAGGAUGGCUUUGGGAAAUUCAAACAAUACACAGAGAAAAUAAAAAUUGAUUAUUAGGAUGAAUAUGCAACACUUUUCUAAUAAAAUAUUUCUGAAUCUCUA
Molecule: messenger RNA, 4141 nt
Organism: Marmota monax (woodchuck)
Lineage: Eukaryota; Metazoa; Chordata; Mammalia; Rodentia; Sciuridae
Gene: Mettl15
Product: methyltransferase 15, mitochondrial 12S rRNA N4-cytidine
Exons: 7
Coding region: 406-1626 (406 amino acids)
Biological process (GO): rRNA base methylation
Molecular function (GO): rRNA (cytosine-N4-)-methyltransferase activity
Source: RefSeq, a predicted model, not a curated record